Messenger RNA from Pestalotiopsis fici W106-1, 1668 nucleotides. RefSeq lists its product as uncharacterized. Gene Ontology annotation, cellular component: cytoplasm; nucleus; protein phosphatase 4 complex. The record is from RefSeq and is a predicted model, not a curated record. Gene Ontology annotation, molecular function: protein phosphatase regulator activity. The transcript has 2 exons. Gene Ontology annotation, biological process: protein dephosphorylation. NCBI's taxonomy places the organism in Eukaryota, Fungi, Ascomycota, Sordariomycetes, Amphisphaeriales, Sporocadaceae. Bases 1 to 1668 code for a protein of 555 amino acids.
AUGGUCCACAGUCGCUUCUUGAAGAUUUCGCACGCAUCGAAAAGGUAUCAUGACCCCGAGCACGCCCGUCUAGCCAACCUGAAGAUCGCCGCUGUACUGACACAAUGGCUUCAGAUUGCCCAUGAAGAGUUCGCUAUACCUAAUCUACCUCCACCAGCACCUGUUGUCAUCCCAUCCUCGGUGCCUCACCCCCCUCCAUCAGACUCGGACACAGAGAACUUCUUACCACCGCUGCCGUCCUCGCCGACCAAUCCACCAAGCACCACAUCCUCCCAGGACACGAAUAAGGAGAACACCCCCCUUGUGACGCGAGCUCUACCUCAAGUCACUUCCGCUCCUGCACCUCAUGUGCCGGCGCCAGUGCCUCUACCUCCGGGUACUCUCCCGAUCCAGAUCAGAGAACUUCUCGACGAGAUAACGCGCACGUUGACGGACACAUUUCCAGCCAAUCCACCACACACUAUUCAGCGGCUCGCGGAGCUGGUGCUCACCCCUAAGCACCACUACAAGUCGCUGCCAACAUAUUUGCACGCGCUGGACCGCGUGGUCCACGUCACCUCCGGCCUAAACGUCUAUCCGCUUCCGCCGGCCAUACCAGACAUGUCAACAACGGGUGGUCUGCUCUCCAAUGGUGUCUCUGACGGCUCUGGCCCCAACCCAUUUGCUACCCCGGGAAGCGACGAGGCGCUUGGCGGCGCUCUCCUCACUCCGAUCCCUUGGCUGCAGCCGCAUGGCCCAGAGACAAACGCCCUGUCGCCACCAAACUCGUCGUCGUCUCAAGGGGACUCUUCGACGGGGUCGGAUCGCGCAAACAGCGGCAGUGGUGCUCCCGACUCGACUCCCAGCGAGUCGCCCGAGCUGCGCACAGAGAGCACCGAGACCAUCGACGGUCCUAAUGGCAUGGGGAGCAUCGAGACAGUCACAGUCACGGUCAACGGACUGCCAAAUAUGGGAACUCGAGGAGUUGGCGUAACGCAGGGAGAAUUGUUGCGACAGGAACAACGCGCUGGUGUUGUGCCCGUUUCGCAACUGGCGUCGCAUCUCUCUUCGCACCAUCACCAUGCAGCAGCUGCCGCCGCCGCCGCUCAACAACGUUCUUCACAAGCCGCAACACCCAGUAGUACCGCCGUGGCGGCCGGAAGUGCCGUUGAGAGCGGGGAAGUAGUCGGCACGGUUCAGGGCGCCGACGAGGAUGAGAAGCCUCACGCUCGUGGUCCGGAGGAGAUUGGAGCCGAGGACAUGGGACCGCAGCCAGAGGGUGCCAGCAACACAAAUUAUCACGUAGGUGGGCCAGGUGCAAGUCUCGAAAUGCAAGGUAUCGAUGUUGAGGCUGCGGUCGGCCGAAAGGCGACCGAAUCACACUCAUCUCCAGAGCCCAAGGUUUCGGCUGAGUCCGCCUCUAACGGCGAGACAAAGGAUGCAGAGGAAAGCGACAAGAUGGAAGGUGUCGAGACGCCGAGCGCCAGAUCUGCCACUCCCAAGCGAGAGGCCGAGGAUGAACUCGAAGGCGAGCGCAAGAAAAUUAAGGAAGACUCUAGUGCUACGCCUGCAGAUGCUCAGCAAUCUGGAGCAGACAAUAAGACGACGGAAGCCGAGACAGAGGAUGCUCAGAAAGACGACUCAACCACGAGUAUUGAGAAGGAAAAAGGGAGUUCGGUGAAGGACUAG